AUGUGGAGGGGAAAUUAUAUUACGUAUGUGAUUCUGCAGUUGUGUAGUUUAUUCCAUAUUGAACAAGGAUUUUAUGUUCCUGGUGUUGCACCAGUUGAAUUCAGAGAUGGUGAUCCGAUUGAAGUUAAGGGCAUAAAAAUAACGUCAACGAAGACUGUAGUACCAUAUGAGUAUUAUUCGUUGCCUUUUUGUCGCCCGCAGGGCGCAAUACAUUACAUUUCCGAAAAUCUGGGUGAAGUAAUGCGAGGUGAUCGCAUCGUAAAUACACCUUUUGCGAUAUUCAUGAAACGUGAUAUAAAAUGCAACACAACGUGCUCACCACGUUCUCCGGUAUCUCUUAACCCAGAGGAAUCGGAAAAUUUGGCAAAUAGAAUCAAAGAGGAAUAUCAUGUGCAUUUAUUGGUUGAUAAUCUUCCAUGUAUUACAAGAUAUCAAAUUGAAAAUUCAAAUGAAGUAAUUUAUGAGAACGGUUAUCGUCUUGGUUGGGAAAAUAACAAUCGUUACUAUGUAAAUAAUCAUCUGGAUAUAAUUCUACGCUAUCACCAACCGAGACCGGAUGUUUAUCGUGUUGUUGGCUUUGAAGUACAGCCACAGAGUAUUGAUAGCAGUCGCUUUAAAUUUUCUUCUGAUUCACCGGAAUGUACAAUAACUGAUGGGGAAAAUCAGGAAGUGGGAAAAGGUAUAAAUAAUAUAAUUUGGACCUAUUCAGUGACGUGGGAAGAAAGUGAUGUUCCUUGGGCUAGUCGUUGGGAUGCUUAUUUAUCAAUGAAAGAUGUUCAGAUUCAUUGGUUCUCAAUCGUGAACUCAAUAGUUGUCAUCUUAUGUUUAUUUGGCUUUCUGAGCGUCAUCAUUGUUCGAACUGUACGGCGAGAUAUUGCAAAAUAUAAUAAAGGCGAAGAUUUGGAUGAUACAUUGGAAGAAUCUGGAUGGAAAUUGGUUCACGGUGAUGUAUUUCGUCCUCCUCCUGGUUCGAUGCUUUUGGUAAAUUUUGUGGGUACAGGUAUCCAGCUUGUUGGUAUGGUCGCCAUUACGGUUUUCUUUGCUAUGCUAGGAAUGCUAUCACCAGCAAGUCGAGGGUCGUUAAUGUCUGCAGCAAUUGUUCUCUUUUGUUUGAUGGGUCUUGUUGCUGGAUAUCAUGCUGGUCGUCUUUAUAGAACAUUGAAAGGUACAAGUCCUCGAAAAUGUGCAUUUCGAACAGCUGUGCUUUUCCCUUCAGUUAUUCUCGGUACUGGCUUUUUGCUAAACUUUUUCCUAAUUGGGAAACAUUCAUCCGGAGCUAUACCAUUUACAACAAUGAUUGCACUUCUACUUUUAUGGUUCGGAGUUGAUUUACCGCUUCUAUUUCUUGGAUUUCAUUUUGGUUUCCGAAAGCAGUCAUAUUCUCAUCCAGUUCGUACGAACCAAAUUCCACGUCAGGUUCCUGACCAACCAUGGUAUUUGCAAACAUUACCGUGUAUGCUUCUUGCUGGAAUUCUUCCAUUCGGAGCUGCUUUCAUUGAAUUGUUCUUUAUAUUUUCUGCUAUUUGGGAGAAUCAAUUCUACUAUCUUUUCGGAUUCCUCUUUAUUGUCUGUGUUAUUCUGUUCAUAUCAUGUGCACAAAUCUCCAUUGUUGUAACAUAUUUCCUUCUAUGUGCUGAGAAUUAUCAUUGGUGGUGGAAAUCUUUUGUUAUCAGUGGUGGAUCUGCUGUUUAUGUUAUGGGAUAUGCAACCUUCUAUUACUUUAGCAAGCUUAAUAUUAUUGGCUUCAUUCCGACACUUCUCUACUUCAGCUAUAGUUUUCUGAUGGCAUUAGCAUUUUGGAUUUUGACAGGCACGAUUGGUUUCUAUGCGGCUUAUUCCUUUUUGUGUCGAAUUUAUGCUGCUGUUAAAAUUGAUUAG
Molecule: messenger RNA, 1878 nt
Organism: Brugia malayi
Lineage: Eukaryota; Metazoa; Nematoda; Chromadorea; Rhabditida; Onchocercidae
Product: Transmembrane 9 superfamily protein member 4, putative
Exons: 13
Coding region: 1-1878 (625 amino acids)
Biological process (GO): protein localization to membrane
Cellular component (GO): membrane
Source: RefSeq, a predicted model, not a curated record